Cylindrotheca closterium is the source of this 1731-nucleotide messenger RNA. Lineage: Eukaryota; Bacillariophyta; Bacillariophyceae; Bacillariales; Bacillariaceae. The record is from the annotation of a GenBank genome assembly.
AUGAAUCAUCGUCAUUUCAUCGCGUCAUUCUCCUACAGUUCCUUUCUGCUAUUUAUUCUUAAAAUCUCCUAUACUUCACACUUUGUGGCUACGGCGUUUGCCAUAUCGUCAACAGGAGGAGAAACCACCAAGAAGGCAGUGUAUCUGGGGAUUGAUGUGGGCACUCAGGGCACCAAGAUUGUUGCCUAUUGUCCUCAAGAAGCCUCAAUCAUAGCCACGGCUUCACGAUCGUACGAUGUAAUGCCUACUGAGGUAACCGGUCGUGCGGAACAAGAUCCAUCUAGCACCUGGAUGCCAGCUAUUGAAGAAUGCUUGAUGGAAGUUGGGCAUACAUUGCAAUUGGAACAGCAGGAUGACAAUGCUGAACCCUCAUCAUACCGAAUCAAGGGGAUUGGAGUAAGUGGGCAGCAGCAUGGUAUGGUAGCGUUGGAUUCCCAGCUGGAACCAUUGCGACCGGCUAAAUUGUGGUGUGAUGUAGAAGCAGUUCAGGAAGCCAAUGAUUUGAAAGAUUACUUUCACAGCCAACAAGGUCAAGGUAACUUGGAUUUCCUAACACCAAGCUUUACAGCUCCCAAGAUACUAUGGAUGAAACGAAACGAGCCCGAACUGUAUGACAAGGCAAAAUGGUUCAUCUUGCCACACGACUAUGUCAUUCUGAAACUCGCCAAUUUACGACGCCCAAUUACUGAUGCUGGCGAUGCCAGUGGGAAUGGAUUCUUCCUAGCAGCCAAACGAGAAAACUCACCAAUCAUUGCCCAAGCCAUUGAUCAAGACAGUAAAGGAGAACAGAGCGGUGAAAGUAAUACAUCAGUAUUGGAAAAGCUUCCGACCAUUCUCAGUCCGAAUCAAGUCACCGGUAUUCUGGAUGAUUACUAUGUGCAAAAGUUGUUGCCGUGGACCGCUAGUGGCAUGAAAGCAGCGAAUAUCAAGGCUAUUCCGGUAUCCGUAGGCUCUGGUGACAACAUGUGUUCAGCUUUGGGUGUGGGAUGCGUAUCUCCAGGUCAAGCGGUCAUGAGUUUGGGUACCUCUGGAACCAUAUUUGCGGUUUCCAAGAGGCCCCCCUCCGGGACCGAUCCCUCUUCCUUGGCUCCCUUUUGCGAUGCUACGGGUCAGUAUCUGCCACUUGCUUGUACAAUUAGUUGCACUGGAGUUCUGACUCAAGUCCUAAAGGAGUGGACUGAUUUUUCGUCUCACGAGGAGGCCUCCAAAUAUGCAGCAUCGGUACCGAUUGGUUGUCAUGGAAUCACCUUCUUGCCCUAUUUAGGCGGUGAACGAACUCCCAAUUGGCCGCAUGCUACUGGAGCAAUCUUGGGAUUAACCUCCAGCAAUUUUCAAUAUGCUAAGGAUCCUGCUGUCAUAUACCGUGCUUGUCUCGAAGCCAUUACCUUUCUCUUGGCAAAUGCUUUGGAAGAGUUUCCCAACAAAAACGACAUUGAUACACUCUUGGUAGUAGGUGGCGGUGCCAAGAAUCCAUUCUGGCAGCAAAUGAUUGCGGACAUUACGAAUCGAAAACUAAUUUUCCCAUUGGAAACAGAAACUGCGGCCUUGGGAGCUGCCUUUCAAGCGGGAGCAGCCGCCAGUGGCAUGGCUGUCGAAGAAUAUGUCAAGGGACAAGCCCAAGCACUGAAACGAAGUCCAGAUACUGUGCAACCCCAGAAUCAUAAAGCCUAUGAAGAAGCUGCAGCAAGGUUUAGGCAAUUUGGAUCUAAUCUAUUUGAUAAACGAAUAUAG